UAAGGAUGCCGUAUUGCAAGGACCCAUAUCUCACCAAGACAACACGUCGGAAUCAACACAUUUAUAGGGAAGGAAACGCAAGACAGACCGUUUGUAAAGUGAUAUCCGUCAUGGAGGUUACUGAGAAGGUGGUGCCCAAAAACGCCCAACUGCUAUCUCUUGGCCACAAGGACACUUGUCGCCUCUUGGAGGUGUAUGUGAAGCGCAGCAUCAGUUUAAAUGAUGGGACAUGUGAGGACCAGAGGUCACCAACAACGCCUCAGAAGUGGGUGACACUGUCAGAGAAAUGCAGAAGUGUCCGCCGGCAUUCUAGUGACCCCUUGAUCACCUUGGAGCCCAGCACACCUGACGAGGGCAUUGCCAGUAGCACACCACCCGAUGAGGAAGUUGUUAUACCAAAUGUGUCUCUAGUAGAAAUCCCUGGACCUGCUGACAUUCCUGAGAUUGAGACGUCUACUGAACUGGAGAAUAAGUCUAAAAAGGGCAAGAAGAAGAGCAAAAAGACCUCUUUCUGGAAAGGUUUUCUGGGGUUUUUCACGACGAAGGGGAGUGACAAGAAAGACGAGCAGGAGUCUGGCACAGAGAAAGAUGGACAGUCACAAGGAACCUUGAAGAAAAAGAAAUCCAUAAGGCAAAGGAGCUCCAUGAGGAGACUAUCUCUGAGAAAAAUCAAGAUUGACAGCCACAGAGGGUCUGUGAAGAGACCAUUGGCUUUGGACAGGGCCAAGACCACUGACAUAACUGGAGUUGAAUCGGUUGAGAGUGUGGGGCCUACUGACUCGUACUAUGAGAAAGUUUCAGAAGAGCUGGAGAAGAUUGUGCAUGAGGUGAAAGAGACAGAGGCAGCUCUUACAGAUGAGGAUGUCAUAAAAAGGAUCAUUGUUCUGAUGAAGCAGCAAGGAGACCUCAUUGAUAACAAGCUGAAGGAGAACCCCAGCUUGAGCUCAUUCUUCCAGAAGCUGUCCUACAGCACCUUCCAGCAGUUAGCUGAUACAUACGUGGAGACAGAAACACCUACAGGCCAGAGCCACCAGACACCACACACGGCUGGAUCUGGGCCCGUCAACGCCCCGGAGCUGGUCAAGCUGGCCUUCACUCUGGACUUCACAGCCAGGGUGGCCUGUCUCUCCAGGCAUUCCAAAGGCCACAUCAUGGGCCUGGGCCACCGCUACUUAGAAGACCGCUUCACCCAGACACAGGUUAACCCAGAUCAGACAUUGCAUAACUAUGACGAUCAUAAUCAUUGAUACAACGUCACAUGCAAAAAAAGACUGCAGGGGAAACCGAACAUUCUUCGUGGUGUAAAAGCACACUGAGUGCUCCUCGAUUCCUUGUGACACAAAUGGAAUAGAUUACUUAAAGAUGACUGAAAAUGAAACCCAGAGGCAAGUCAUGAAGGGAACAUCACACACAACACGUAGAGUAGGCCUUGUACCUGUAAAUCUACACUAGGGCAAUCUGUGUAAUUACUAUGUUUAGUAAGGGUUAGGGUUACAGGUUUAGUAAGUAAUGGAAAUGCAAUAUGGAGUUUUUACCACAUUUGGUACACUCAUUUAUUUACCUAAAUUAUAAAAUAUAAUAUGCCAUUUAGCAGGCGCUUUUAUCCAGAGCAACUAAUCAUGUGUGCAUACAUUUUACGGGAAUUGAACCCGCUAUGCUGGCAUUGCAGACGCCAUGCUCUACCAACCUACGCUACAAAGGACCACUAGGGAUAGUAAGUAAUAUGUACUAUAACUGCAUUCACUAACUACCCUGCUACAAGGUACAAGGUUAUUCCUCAUUCUUAAUCCUGGUGUGCAUAUUUUAGUUUUUGCCCAAGCUCUACACACCUGAUUCCACUAAUCAAAGGUUUGAUGAUAAGUAAUCUAGGUGUUAGCUGGGGCUGGGACAAAGCUGACACCAAUCAGGCCCUCGAGGACUGAGAUUGCCUACCCCUGUAGGGUAAUGCCUAGUUUCUGGAAAUUAUACUUAGGACCCCUGUACCUUUCACCUGAAAGAAUAAGAAAAUCAAGCUAUUGAACAUAACUUUAUGUAGCAAUAUUUCUAGGAAGUAUAAUACUAACCAAAAAUAUAAAUGCAACAAUUUCAACAGUUUUACUUAAGAGUUCAUAUAAGGAAAUCAGCAUACUUGUAUUUACACAUUUUUAAUUGAGUACACUUUAGUUUCAUCAUUGUUUUUUCAGUCAAAGGAUGAACUACUUAUGAAAAAUGUGCAAUUUUAUACUGUGUGUCAACUAAAAAAAGACAACAAUACUUGAGUAUCCCGAAUAAUAAUGGCAUAUUGGAGUGCAUUUAAACGUGGUCAUUGUGAUGCACCGAGGUCAAACUCCAUUUUAGACGAGACUGAUUUUAUGACCAAAAUUACCCUAUUUACACACUAUAAUAAAUGUUUGACUCAAAUUGUUGCCACAUAGGCCGUUUUCAAAGGGAUUAGUUGUUUUUUUAGGGUCAGUCGCUCUUUAACAGACAUUCCCUGACAAACAUUUGGGCACAGAGUUUCUAAACCCAGAGGCGUGAAACUUCUGGGAAUGCUUGCGAUACAGACCAGGCUGGGGCUUGAGAAGUCAAAAAUCUGAAGUCACAACCCAGAUUCGAGUCAAUGCCUUUAGUUGAACAUGUUAUUACUCCAACGUUUUUCAUUUAUGUCAAAUACAACAUAUCGAAGGAGUGCCUUUGAUUUGAUGGCCUGCA
Molecule: messenger RNA, 2691 nt
Organism: Oncorhynchus masou masou (cherry salmon)
Lineage: Eukaryota; Metazoa; Chordata; Actinopteri; Salmoniformes; Salmonidae
Exons: 6
Coding region: 6-1247 (413 amino acids)
Biological process (GO): regulation of extrinsic apoptotic signaling pathway
Source: RefSeq, a predicted model, not a curated record